Messenger RNA from Cucumis melo (muskmelon), 1221 nucleotides. Its product is annotated as red chlorophyll catabolite reductase-like. Gene Ontology annotation, cellular component: chloroplast. The transcript has 2 exons. The record is from RefSeq and is a predicted model, not a curated record. Gene Ontology annotation, molecular function: red chlorophyll catabolite reductase activity. Lineage: Eukaryota; Viridiplantae; Streptophyta; Magnoliopsida; Cucurbitales; Cucurbitaceae. Gene Ontology annotation, biological process: chlorophyll catabolic process. The coding region runs from base 185 to 1129 and encodes 314 amino acids.
AGGCUGAGAUUCUUUUCCGCUGUGCGAUAGUCUAUUUUGGUAAUUUCCAUCGGGUGCACUCGUUUCCCUAUACAGUGGGCCAUAAGCAGAUAUUUUCUCUACCCAUAAUCUAAUCCAAGUUUUUGUCCAGUGGGUUUAACAAAGCAUUUACCGUUCGUACAAAGAGAGAUGAAACUCACUGCCAAUGGCGUUGAUGGUUUAUGCAUCCGCAAAACCUUUUAGUCUUCCAACGCUGGUAGCAGCACAAUCUUGUUUCAGAGCAAGGAAACCGGCAAGGGUAAUGAGGAGCACGUCGUCACACAUGGCGGAGGGAUCGUCCUCGAAGCUGAAGGAAUUUCCGCAUCUAUCGAGUUCCCAAAGAGCUCUGAUGGCCGAUCUCAUCAACGCUAUAGAAGAUCGGUUCGAGGAUCGUCUUCUUCCUUGUACGCUUCCUCCUGAUGUUGAGUAUUACCAGAAUCAGAGCGGGACUUCGGAAGGCGCUCUUCUCAUCAGAUCUGGCUCGCCGGACUCUUCGAUCAAUUUCAUAUUGGCAAGUUGGUUGCACAGUCAAUUACCAACUGGAGCAUCACUAAACAUAGCAAGCCUUUCUGCCUACUUGAGACCUUCAACUGAUGCUCCAAAUUUCCUCAUAGAGUUCAUCCAAAUCUCUCCAACCUCCCUCAUUCUCAUUCUCGAUCUUCCUCCUCGAAAGGAUCCCGUCCUCAACCCCGACUAUCUCCAAUCUUUCUACGAAGACACAAGAUUAGACACUUAUCGCAAAACCAUUGAAGAACUUCCCGAGACUCGACCGUACGUCAUGUCCUCGCUUUUCUUUCGCUCCUUGGUUUCUCCAACUUCCAUAAUUUCUCGUAUCGAUACAGAAUCAGGUGGACCUGAACGCAUGGAGGAGAUUAUAAAGAACCACGUCGGUCCCAUUGCGAGAGAUGUAGUUCGAGUAUGGGUAGAUGAAUGUGCUUGCAAGGAGAGAGAGGUUGGAAUGAUGGAAAGAGUUGAACUUGAGAAAAGAGAUAAGUUAGUUAAGAAGAAAACUAUUGACAUAGAUUUGGGUUCUAGUUUGCCAAGAUUGUUUGGACAGGAAGUAGCUGAUAGAGUAGUGGCUGCUAUUCAACGAGUCUUUGAUGAAGCAUGAGACUGUUUUGCUUUUGUUAAUGUGUAGUGUAUUAUUGAGUCUUAAAUGUCUCACUUGUAAAUUGCAAUGGAAGAAGUUAGAUCUCUUGAUAA